Capsella rubella is the source of this 4101-nucleotide messenger RNA. RefSeq names its product NF-X1-type zinc finger protein NFXL1. Gene Ontology annotation, cellular component: nucleus. Gene Ontology annotation, molecular function: RNA polymerase II transcription regulatory region sequence-specific DNA binding; DNA-binding transcription factor activity, RNA polymerase II-specific; zinc ion binding. Lineage: Eukaryota; Viridiplantae; Streptophyta; Magnoliopsida; Brassicales; Brassicaceae. The record is from RefSeq and is a predicted model, not a curated record. The transcript is spliced from 2 exons. Bases 332 to 3811 code for a protein of 1159 amino acids. Gene Ontology annotation, biological process: regulation of DNA-templated transcription.
ACGCGACUCUCUCUCUCUCUAUCUUCUUUAAUUUUUCCUUUGGGAGCAAGGCGGUCUACAUAUCACUUUCACCUCUAUUUAUAUCUUCUUCAUCUUCCUAGCUCCAUUUUCUCCUACACAGUCCUCUCCCUCUCUCUCUCUAUCUCCCUGAGAAAACAAGGGGCUAAUCGAAAUUCCCUGCGUUUAAUUUGAUAUUUUCCUGAGAUUGUUCGUUGAUUUUUUUUUCUUUCGUAUCCUGUUGCCAGAAGCUCUUGGUGAAUAGUUUACACCCAUUACUCCAACACUGACGGGUACAGGGUCUGUUUCUCUAUCUGUGGAGUCGAGGAAGAAUAUGAGCUUUCAUCUCAGGAGAGAUAGGAACGAUGAUAGGUCUCGAUUCAAUUCUCAGCAUACUUGGAUUCCUAGAAGCUCAUCUACCUCAGUGGGGGUCGUAAACGAGCCUUCUCUUCCUCCUACUACUGAUAGAUAUUCUAGAAGCCUUGAUACUGGUGCUGCAUCCCGUCCUGCUCCUCCGCCCUAUAACCAGCAACAGAGGAGUAAUAACAUUGGUCCAUCUCCACCUAAUCGACAAAGAAGAAAUGAGGCUGCCGGAACCCUGCCCGAUAACCAGCACCACAGGAGUAAUUUCGUUGGGCCCCCUCCACCUAAUCGACAAAGAAGAAAUGAGGCUGCGGGAACUCUGCCUCAUAACCAGCAUCAAAGGAGUAAUCUUACUGGUCCACCUCCACCGAAUCGACAACGAAGAAAUAAUGCUUCAGGAACUCUUCCGGAUAAUCGUCAAAGAGUUUCAUCUAGGGUGCGGCCUGUGAAUCAGGGGAAAAGAGUAGCUAAGGAAGAGAAUAUUGUGAUGGCAGACCCAAACUUGCCUCAACUUGUUCAAGAGUUACAGGAGAAACUGGUGAAGAGUUCUAUUGAGUGUAUGAUUUGCUAUGAUAAGGUUGGGCGAUCUGCCAAUAUCUGGUCUUGCUCUAGCUGUUAUUCCAUUUUCCAUAUGAAUUGUAUCAAGAGGUGGGCUCGAGCACCAACUUCAAUUGAUUUACUGGCUGAGAAAAAUCAAGGUGAUAAUUGGAGAUGUCCAGGUUGCCAAUCUGUACAGCUGACAUCAUCCAAAGAGAUAUGCUAUCGGUGCUUUUGUGGAAAGAGAAAAGAUCCACCAUCUGAUCCAUAUCUGACUCCACACUCAUGCGGAGAACCAUGUGGGAAGCCUCUGGAGAAAGAGUUUGCGGUAGCUGAGGUAACUAAAGAAGAUUUAUGUCCUCAUGUCUGUGUGUUGCAGUGUCAUCCUGGUCCAUGUCCUCCCUGUAAGGCAUUUGCUCCACCUCGUAGUUGUCCUUGUGGUAAGAAGAUGGUUACUACUAGAUGUUCCGAGCGGAGAUCUGUUAUUGUUUGUGGGCAGCGUUGUGAUAAGCUUCUCAAUUGCGGGCGUCAUCAAUGUGAUAGGGCUUGUCACGUUGGCCCUUGUGAUCCUUGUCAGGUACUGGUAGAUGCCACAUGUUUCUGCAAGAAAAAAGUGGAGACUGUUAUUUGCGGGGAUAUGAAUGUGAAGGGAGAGUUGAAAGCAGAAGAUGGUGUGUAUUCUUGCAAUUUUAACUGUGGGAAGCCGCUUGGAUGUGGUAAUCAUUUCUGUUCCGAGGUUUGCCAUCCCGGACCUUGCGGGGACUGUGACUUGCUUCCCAGUAGAGUGAAGACAUGCUAUUGUGGGAAAACGCGUUUAGAAGAACAGAUCAGGCGUAGUUGCUUGGACCCAAUUCCUUCUUGUUCAAAUAUAUGCAGGAAGCUUCUUCCUUGUAGGUUACAUACUUGCAAUGAGGUAUGCCAUGAAGGCGAUUGCCCGCCUUGUUUAGUCCAAGUAAACCAGAAAUGCCGGUGUGGGUCAACAUCCAGGGCAGUGGAAUGCUACAUAACAACUUCUUCAGAGACAGAGAAGUUUGUGUGUGCUAAGCCAUGUGGGUGUAAGAAGAACUGUGGGAGACAUAGAUGUAGCGAGCGCUGCUGUCCUCUCAUGAACAAGAAGAAGAAUGAUCUAUCAGGCGAUUGGGACCCACACGUCUGCCAAAUACCUUGUGGGAAGAAGCUAAGAUGCGGGCAGCAUUCCUGUGAAUCUUUAUGUCACAGUGGACAUUGCCCUCCUUGUCUCGAGAUGAUCUUCACUGAUCUUACGUGUGCUUGUGGAAGAACUUCGAUUCCUCCACCACUACCAUGUGGGACACCUGUUCCUAGCUGUCAGCAUCCAUGCUCGAUUCCUCAGUCUUGUGGCCAUUCUGCUACGCAUGGAUGCCAUUUUGGAGAUUGUCCUCCUUGUUCUGCCCCUGUGGAAAAGAAGUGCGUUGGUGGGCAUGUGGUUCUCAGAAACAUACCUUGUGGGUUGAAAGACAUUAGAUGUAACAAGAUUUGUGGAAAGACGAGGCGUUGUGGCAUGCAUGCUUGUGCCAGAACUUGUCACCCAGAACCUUGUGACAACUACAAUGAAUCUGAAGCUGGUAUGCGUGUUACAUGUGGACAGAAGUGUGGUGCUCCUAGAAGGGAUUGUAGACACACUUGUGGAGCACUCUGCCAUCCAUCUGCGCCUUGCCCUGACCGUAGAUGUGAAUUUCCAGUCACAAUUACUUGUUCAUGUGGCCGCAUAACCGCUACGGUCCCUUGUGAUGCUGGAGGAAACAGUGCCAACGGUUCUAAUAUUGACUCUGCGGCCUAUGAUGAAGCCUCUAUUUUGCAGAAGCUUCCAGCGCCACUUCAGCCUGUUGACGGAAACCGAAUCCCUCUCGGGCAAAGAAAGCUCUCGUGUGAUGACGAGUGUGCUAAGCUGGAGCGUAAGCGGAUUCUUCAAGAUGCAUUUGAUAUCACUCCGCCAAAUCUGGAGGCAUUACAUUUCAGUGAGAAUUCUGCUAUGACAGAGAUUAUCUCAGACCUUUAUAGGCGUGAUCCAAAGUGGGUACUGGCUGUCGAAGAGCGCUGCAAGUUUCUGGUACUUGGGAAAGCCAGAGGAAGCACAAGUGCCCUUAAGGUCCAUGUCUUCUGCCCGAUGCAGAAAGAUAAACGAGAAACGGUUAGGCUAAUAGCUGAGAGGUGGAAGCUUGGUGUUAGCAACGCAGGGUGGGAGCCAAAACGGUUUACAGUAGUUCAUGUAACACCAAAAUCAAAACCGCCAACACGGAUCAUUGGAGCUAGGGGUGGUGCUAUCUCGAUAGGAGGGCCACACCCACCGUCUUUUGAUCCGCUGGUGGAUAUGGAUCCUGGACUCGUGGUAUCUUUACUGGAUCUUCCGAGAGAGGCAAAUAUCAGCGCCUUGGUACUGAGAUUUGGGGGUGAAUGCGAGCUUGUUUGGCUGAAUGACAAGAAUGCUUUAGCCGUGUUCCACGACCAUGCCAGAGCUGCUACUGCGAUGAGGAGGCUUGAGCAUGGUUCAGUAUACCAUGGAGCUGUGGUUGUCCAGAGCGGCGGGCAAUCUCCAUCACUUAGUAAUGCAUGGGGAAAAUUACCUGGCGGCUCGGCGUGGGAUGUUAACAAAGGAAAUCCAUGGAAGAAAGCUGUGAUUCAGGAGAGUGAUGACUCCUGGGGAGCUGAAGAUUCCCCCAUUGGAGGAUCAUCUACAGAUAUUCAAGCCUCUGCUUUAAGAGCUGCAAAGAGCAACAAUCCAAUUGCUACCUCGGUUAACCGUUGGAGCGUUUUGGAGCCUGAGAAGGCCAGCACGUCCAAUUUAGAGUGUAUUCUUCAGAUAGAAGAAAGCACCAGCUCAAAAGCUAACGGUAAACAACCGGUGGAAGGGUCUGGUGAAGAAGUGGUGGAUGACUGGGAGAAGGUAUGUGAAUGAGAGAGCAUAUUCAACUUGUUUUCGAUGUAUUAAAACGGCAGAUUGCUCAGACGUCUAUGUGUGUGCGACUGCUGUGACGAGUUGGGUCUAUGCCCAUUUCAGAGCUUAGGUGUUAGUCGGUGACGUGCCGUUUUUGUCUUGGCAUCUUUGAGGUUUAUUUGGUUAUAUAAAGUUAUAAACAAACUAUUUGAUUGUUCAGUUGGCGGUAUAUUGUGCGAGUGAAGCGGCAUGUUUUUCUUUUUAACAUUGAAGAAAUAUUACAACAAUUUUUCAUUUUCUUAACGAUGCAA